AUGGAAGGCUGUGAUUCUCGCGUACUCGGCUACAUUUCUGGGACGUUUCAAUCCCCACUGAGUAAUACUUUUGUGGAUAGCCUGCAACCAAUUGCGCAAUCUUCUGCGAUUCGCAGCUCCACUGGAUGCGACAAUGCAACUUAUACAAUAAACAAAAAUAGUGAAAAUCAGUCUGGUUCUCUUAAUCUCCUCAAUCUCAAUAAUUUAUCCAGCAAACUUUUAUCAUUUAGUUUGCUUAAUGAAAAAAAUAGUACUCCUACUAAGAAAAACACGACUAUUGUUGGAGAGGAGGAGGAGGUUGAGGGACAUCACGCGAAUAUUGCUCUCAAUGAUGACGAAUUGCGUAACCUAGAAAAUGCUUUCAGCGAACUCUCUACUUGUCCUAGAGACACCGGUGCGAUUGCAACUCCACUACAAGGAACCGACGGAAUUGCCACAGACUUACAGACGGCUGAUACUGAUGUUGAUGGAUUGCCUUCGUUCUCGAUUGAUGAUGGAGACAAUGUGACUGAACCAUUGGAUGGCUGUCAAGUUCAAGAACAAAAUGAAAUUCAGUCCAGUGGAAAUGAUCUCGAUUGGCUGCUGGCCAGAACAGCAAAAGAGAAGGAAUACUUGUCAACUAUCUAUGAGUGGCAAAGUCGUGAAUCUUUCACCUCAACUACUGCUUACAACCGUAGAGCUGAAGAGAAGUUGGGUCUUACUCCGCAAGAAAAUACCGAUGACAAGGAAAAUAACACUUCUGCAAUCUUGAUGUCGGGAGCUCCUGCAAAUAGUUCGUCUGGUCCUCGCACAUCUGGUGUUCUGCAAUCUUCAAACGCUCUUAAUUCUUUUCCAUCUAUCACUAGUAACGUUGUAAACAGCAAUAACUUGGAGUUUACGAACAAUGCAUCAGAUAACCGAAGCUCAUCCAAGGUCUUCGAUCCCUGUGAUGGAGAGGAACAGAGAGCUAUCCCAUUCACCAUGUUUUCACCUCUCAGUAGUCCAGCCAAACGUAACGGUGCAGGUAGUAUUAACUUGGAUGGAUCCAAUUCGCCCAGAGGGAAUCCGCUUGACAUUUUUGAAAACGGUAUCCACCAUAAGUCCACUGCUGCUCCUCAAGUCAUUCCACGGUCUACCACACACCAGUAUGUUCCUGUUGUCUUGGAUACUAAUUUGACAUCCGCCACUCCGUCUAUGGGUGCUCAACCAACUGCUACCGUUACCCAUACCAUGCCGGCUGCUUCGGGAACAAAAGCUAUUGCUCCCUCAAGUGUAAUUCCGUCUGUGACAACUACUGGCAAUUUGGAUGCGGCUUCUUUCACACUGGGAAAUAUUUCCAAAUUUGAUGCGAAUUCAUUCACACUUUCGAAUCUCUCGAAAUCGGGCAAUCAAAAUUCCGGCGCUUCAGGCAAUAAGACAAAUGCUGAAAUGGAUAACAAAAAACAUCCUCUCAUGGCCACGACCAGAUGUCUGCUCUGGCGAUCAGCUACAUAUGAACACGAAAGUAAACAGCAUUUCAUUCUACGCCAAGAUUCAGACCGUGUUAUGAGAUUGAAGUUGGAGAUCAUUGACGGCAUAGAAUCCUUUUUCUUACUGGAUCACCGGGGUCAGCAGAUAUCCCGAAGAUGGCGAAUUAUCGAUCUGCCUCCUCGACUUGCUUGCACUAUCACUGUUGUAUAUAAACCACGUCCACCACUCUCUUGGCAUACUGGAAUUCUCGCCUUCUCUGAACUACCAGGGGUUGGGGCUCAUCCUUCUGGAACAGAUGCGAGACCUCGUUGUUAUGUGCAAAGACUGAUUGGAUAUGUUGGUGGUAGUAACAUACUCUGUGGCAUUUGUCGAGCAGUCGAUGAGAGAACCUAUUGGACGUCUGCUUUCUCUACACCACAGGAUGCUCAAGACGAAUCUUUUAGCUUCAAAUCUCAAUCGCCUACCUAUUACGCCUGUGUAUCAGUGCGAAAUACAGGUUUACGAAGCGCCUGGAUCUACGCUGUUGCUAUGAGACCGAAUGCAGAUCCAAAUAUUUCCCAAACACCACUAAGUGGUGUAUCGAUUAGGCCCUCAAGGUUCGUUCUGCAACCCAAUCAAUCUCAGAAUGUUACAAUUGGAAUUUGCGAUGAAUCUCGAGAAAUUCAGGUCUUUUUCUAUACUGGAGAUGAGGUCCUGCGGUAUCUAUACAAAUCUAGACUUAUUGCCGAAGGUCAUCCUAGUCCAUCCUUACCCUCUACUAUUCCUAAACCCCAUCGUCGUCUCCGUUCUGCUUACGUACUUUGUCCUUUCGAGGGAGAAGCGCAAGAAAUGCUAACUGAAAUCCCUUCAACUUUUCAACGUGAUAUGUACGAUUGGCAUGAGGCAUUGGUUGACGAGCAGCGUUCGUGUCCACCGAUCAGCCUCACAAUCUACCCUCUUCUAAAUGAUAAUGCCCCAUCUUCAAGCUUCGAAGCUUCUAGCUCUCUCAUUAUCGGUAGCAAUCUGGAUGGUGAUGUUGAAAAUGUACGAAUGGAGGAGUUAGCCCGCUUAGAGCAUCAGAGUACAAAGGUCGCCUUCGAUGGGCAUUUGUCUUCAUCUGCACUAUUGACUGGUGGGGAGCGCUCAGCAGCCAAGGAAAUGGUUCAGUUGAGUUCAGCCUCAACGGCGGUUGGACAGCAACAACAAUCUGCCUCUAUUGCGUAUGAUGACCUUCAGCUGUAUAAAGAGUCGACUAUUUCCUCUAUGAAACAUCAAGGUGAAGAAACUGGGUCCCAUCCACCACCUUUAAUAUCCAUUCGGCCUGAGUCGCAACUCAUUUUCGCCCCGUGGAAUUAUAAGAAGCCAACGACCGGUAUCUUGGAGCUCAAGCUUUCUCUACCAGAAGUUGGGCCCACCACCCCUAACAAUACAAGUACUAAUACCACUUGUUCGACAACAACAACAACAUCCUCAUCAACUCGCCGACGAAGAAGCAAGACCUGGCGCCUCUACUGGUCGGCAAGACCAGUAGCACAGACGAAGCCCUCAGUCUUCUCCAUCAUUCUUCCGGCUAUUCCGUUGACUGUCCAGGCCGACCAGACGCACUACUUUGCAUUCCGAUUUGAACCCCCACAUAACACGCCACCCGGAACUCGAUUUGAGGAGCGCUGGGAAUUGAAAUUCCAGUUCUCGGAGGAUAUUACUGCCUCGCUGUUAUCGAAUUCAAUGUCUGAGGAUAAACCAACACAGAGCGUGGAAGUACUGUUUGUUGCCACUACCGCGUGUGAUGCUGCCAUUGCAAUGGCUUCAUCUACAAAGAAAGCCAUUGCUCCCCAACUUCCAAUCAAAAUCAAGAAAGUUCCCCUUUUAUUCCAUCGUGAAAGCCAGGAGCUCCAGUGUGAAAUCCUCAAUAUUUCCCAAGAACGCGUUAUAAUCACUUUGGGGUUGUUCAGUUCGCCUCUAUUCGAGCUGGUGAAACCAACUGCUCACAAGUUCUUUAUUGAACCCCAAUGUAGUGUUCUGUUGAGAAUUCGAUGUCGAAUGAAGAAUGCCCCGAGAGCGUCAAUUGAAAAGGAAAUAUCUUCAACAUUGACCUUAAAUUGUGCUCUUGAAAGUGAUCGAUCAAAUAAACAAGAGAUCUCCAUACCAAUGAAGACAAUUCUGUAG
This is a messenger RNA of Rodentolepis nana, 3594 nucleotides long. Lineage: Eukaryota; Metazoa; Platyhelminthes; Cestoda; Cyclophyllidea; Hymenolepididae. The record is from the annotation of a GenBank genome assembly.